AUGUCGCUGGAUUCGCGAUUUUAUCAUGAAGAGCAGUCUAUCGAACACGUUGGGUGUUGGUCGUGAGGAUUUGAAUGUUUCUGAUUGGAACUGGAAAGGAGUACAGGCGCGGAAUUUGGAAUAUGAUGAGAAAUUUGUGGAACAAACUGCUUUCAUACCAUCAUCACUGAGUUCAAUUUCCAUAUCCUUCACCAAGGAGAUAAUGGGCAAGAAUACUAAUGAUUGUUCACCUCCAACAAGACAGAACAAAUCCGCCAGGGGCGAUGAGUAUGUCACAGGGAUAGAGCUGAUUUCAGACACAGACGACCAGCCGCCAAUCCGUUUGGGACACAUGAUCCCUGGAAAUCGAGUCACAUAUCAGGUCAAAUCAUUCAAAGCAUUUGAAGUUGCCAUGAAUGAUAAGGGAAUCCAUGCCCUCAGGAUAAUUUUUGAUGCUGAUGAGCCUGCUACAUUGUGGAUCGGGAAUUCCUCUGCAGCCAGCAUAACGAAUCGUCUCAUACUGAAGGAAAAUGUUGCUGCUCUUGAAGCUUGUUUCACUGCAAGUUGCACUUACAUCCCCUGACAUCUGGAGCAUGGGAUAUCAGACUUACCUGUACAGAAACAUAGAAUGGUCAGUUUAUCGCUUGGAGCUAAGCACCCAGUCUCCCCAG
Messenger RNA from Aspergillus glaucus CBS 516.65, 650 nucleotides. RefSeq lists its product as uncharacterized. The record is from RefSeq and is a predicted model, not a curated record. The transcript has a single exon. NCBI's taxonomy places the organism in Eukaryota, Fungi, Ascomycota, Eurotiomycetes, Eurotiales, Aspergillaceae. Bases 26 to 562 code for a protein of 178 amino acids.